Molecule: messenger RNA, 1510 nt
Organism: Pimephales promelas (fathead minnow)
Lineage: Eukaryota; Metazoa; Chordata; Actinopteri; Cypriniformes; Leuciscidae
Product: fibroblast growth factor receptor homolog 1
Biological process (GO): cell surface receptor protein tyrosine kinase signaling pathway; protein phosphorylation; multicellular organism development
Cellular component (GO): plasma membrane; signaling receptor complex
Molecular function (GO): growth factor binding; vascular endothelial growth factor receptor activity; ATP binding
Source: RefSeq, a predicted model, not a curated record
GAAGAAAUGUGGCUUAUUGUUCUGAACACCACCUUCAACUCAGUGGUCUUCAUGCAUGGUCAUAUCAUGCAGAAGAAAGUUAGACAAUGGUGUGCAUUGCAUAAUGAGUUCAUGGGGUCCUGCAUUCUCUUGUCUUUUCUUCAAGGAGACAAAACAUCUUUUAAACAUUUGCUUUUCAGGUCUUGCAUUUGAACAUACAAGGAGACGUCGCCUGGUUAACAUUUAAGCUCUGAAAUAUCGAUCAGAUGAUUUUAAAAAGCAUAUGAUGCUUUUGACUUCAUUAUGGCAUCUGACAAUUCAUCCGAUACGAAGGCAGAAAACUGGAACCUUGAUGUUGGACACAUCGUUCUCAUCUGCUUGUAUGCAGUUACCGUUUUCUUCAUGAUAGCACUUGGAUGCCUUUGCCUAAACAAGUAUCGGUCAAUGAAGAAGAUCAUACGGGAUUUGAGGCAGGGACGGUCGGCCCCCCGAGUUCCUUCCCAAGAUUCUCCUCCUCCAUCUCCCGAUGUCCUGAAUCUUCCCGAAAUACCAGAACGUACUACAGAGAACCCAUUACAGAGACAAGGAACUAAACCCAGCUGCAGAUUUCCCUGGAAACCUCCACUACAGGUUCCCCGGUUCACAAAAGCAGACCUGAACCUUAUUCAGCUCAUAAAGGCGGGUAGAGAAGGAGUCUUCUACAAAGGAAGGAUGAUAAGGGGCACUUGUAGAGGACACUCACUGGUCACUUGCAAAAUUGGAAAAGAAGUUAUCACCCCUAAGCAGAUGGAAAACGAGGUGUCUAUAAUGAGAAAGCUGGCAUAUCAUAAAAAUGUGAUGCAGCUGUUAGACUGGAAUACAGUGGAUGAGCCGUAUAUGCUGAUCAUGGAGUUCAUAAGCUACGGGACCUUGCGCAGUUUUGUGCAGAAACACAAAGACGAACUGAGUGCCGACCCUGAGCUGCAGAGCCAGUUCACCAUAGCGUCUUACCACAUCGCCCUGGCCAUGGAGCACUUGCGCUCCAAAAUGGUGGUGCACUGUGACCUUGCCUUAAGGAAUAUUUUGGUGAGCCGAUUCCCAUGGGAGGUGAAGGUAGCAGAGUUUGGCCUGGCCAGGGACUUGACCCGCAUGAGGAGCCGACGCAGCAGCAGGAAAAAACAACACAAGGAGCGCGUGCCCCUGCGCUGGUACCCUCCAGAGUACUUCCGGAACAACUACUACAGCUUUAAGGGAGAUGUCUGGGCAUUUGGGAUCGUGCUGUGGGAAAUGCAGUCAUUUGGCACCUUGCCAUAUCCAAAUCUGAACACAUCUGAGCAAGUGGUGUAUAGUGUCUGUGCUGGAUAUAAAAACACUGUCCCCAGUUCCUGCCGACCAGAAAUGGAACAGAUCAUGCUAGACUGCUGGUUGGAUCCAUACACAUCGAGACCUUCAUUUACAGACAUUGUCAGGAUCCUGGAGAAUAUUGUGGAGAGUGAUGGGGAUUAUGUGGACGUUGACAACCAAAGGAUCAUGAAUGCAGAACAAAAGUGAA